Messenger RNA from Hemisphaericaspora subhashii, 2127 nucleotides. RefSeq names its product ribonuclease III (gene DCR1). The transcript has a single exon. NCBI's taxonomy places the organism in Eukaryota, Fungi, Ascomycota, Pichiomycetes, Serinales, Debaryomycetaceae. Gene Ontology annotation, biological process: rRNA processing; regulation of gene expression; primary miRNA processing. Gene Ontology annotation, molecular function: ribonuclease III activity; double-stranded RNA binding. The record is from RefSeq and is a predicted model, not a curated record. Gene Ontology annotation, cellular component: nucleus. Bases 1 to 2127 code for a protein of 708 amino acids.
AUGGGUAGAAACAGAUUCACAGGCGGCAAGAAAUUUAAGGAGUUAGGAUCAAAAUCUGCGGAUGGAUUGAGAAAUUUCGUUGAUAAGCUUAUUUCAGCAGGUGGUGAUAAUUAUCGUCCUGAUAGAAAGGAAGUAGAUAGGUAUAUUCCUCAUAAGAGGGCCAAACUCUCUCCUGAUGCAAGUCCUUCAAGAACAACAUUUGAUGAUCGUUUUGCAGAAAGUGGAUCUAAUCAAACGAAUGAUACUUCAUAUCACACAGCCUGUCAAGAACAAAGUGUCCAUGCCAUAGAUAAUGAAGUAGUAAUGAAUCAAUCUCCACAAGAAUCAUCAUCAUCGUCAUCAUCAAAUGACGAUGAAACAGUUAAAUCAGUUCACAUGACAAGCACUUCACCUAAUCCGGAAAGUAUCCUUCCUCAAAAGAGACCAGCAAGUCCUGAAACAGGAGAGACUAGAGAUGAAUCGGCAACGACAAGUUCUUUAUUUUCUAAUGUUUCUGACAAAUCUGACAGCAAUGAGUUUCCCAAGAUUUAUGCUGAACCUACUUUUGAUAAAGAGAUUCCUAACCGUAUUGGAUUUACUGAUUUACAAAAGUUAGAAUAUGCUACCAAAACAUUACAAAGAAAUGUUAAAGUAAUUUUAGAAGAUGCUCCUGAUUGUGUUGAAUUGAAAACUUUGAUAAAUUCAGAUAAGAUUGAUCGAGCCCAAAAAAUUGAAUUGAAAACUAAUGAAUUAAUUACUAUGGCAUCGAAAUUGAAAUCUAGGUAUAAACUUGGUAGAUUACCUAUCUUGGAUGAAAUAAGUAAUGGAAAUAUUCAUUUCAAAAAAGAGGACUUGGCGGAAUUAGAAGAAAUUGCUCCAAUUGAACAAAGUAAUAUAGAAUUCAAUGCUCCUGUUAAUCCAAUCACCGAGGAAAUCGCUCCAACAGGGGUUGAUAAUACUUUGCCCGAAUUACCAGAAAUAAAGGAUAUUGGAUUAUACGAAAGAGUAUUUAUUCAUAAAUCUUCAGUCAAUAAUAAAGCAUAUUUAGAUUCUGAAACAUUGAUUAGGACACAUAAUGAAAGAUUAGAAUUUCUUGGGGAUUCUGUGUUGAAUAAUUUAGUCACAUGUAUUCUUUAUGAAGAAUUCCCCGCUGCUAGUGAAGGUAGACUCUCGAGAUUCAGAUCAGAUUUGGUUAAUAAUCGGGUAUUGAAAGAAUUUGCUUUUGAUUAUGGAUUUGAUAAAAAAUUACGUACAAAGAUUGAUGAUCUUAUUUUAAAAAAUGGUGACCAAAAAAUCUAUGCUGAUGCAUUUGAAGCAUAUGUUGGAGCAUUAGCUAUAGAAAGAGGACUUGAUUUAGCUGAAGUAAAACAAUGGUUAUUUGAUUUAUAUACCCCAUUUUUAAACAAAAUGAGACAGACGCUUGUUCAAGAAAGAUUAAAUAAAGAAGCAAAGGCUCAAUUAUAUUCAGUUAUAGGUACGGCUGAUCAUCAUCCACAAUAUAAAACCAUCCAAACUGGAGAUGGAAUCAGAGUCGAUUUCGUGGUUCAUUGUACUAUGAAAGAUGAAGUUAUCGGAGUAGGUACUGCUGGAAAUAUAAAAGAAGCAGGAUUAAGAGCAGCAAUGGAUGCACUUAAGAACCGAAACAAACUUGAAAAAUUCUAUAUUGAACGUCAAGAAAUCGAACGUCCACUUCGAAAAAUUCGUCGUGAAAAGAAUGAAUUGAAAAAAGAAGAAAGAAAGAAGAAAAUAGAAGAAGAAGUAGAAAUGCUCAAAAAUGCCCCUCCACUCCCACCCACAUCCCCAAUCAGAACAGGUCUUUUCCCAAUCCCGGUGGAUGAAGAAGCUCCAUUGGAUCAUUCGGCUAAGAAUGAAUUAUAUGCCGAAAUAGGUAGGAAGACAGGUACUCAACCCAAAUAUAUAAUUCGAACCGUAGGUGGUGAUCAUGAAGUCACAUUAACUAUUAGAAAUUUACCAAUUGCAACCGCGACUGAUUCGUCUAAGAAAAAGGCAAUGGCAAGAACUGCUAUGGCUCUUUUGAAUAAUAAAGACGCAAUGCGUGAGAUUUGUAAGAGGUUUAUUGCGGUUAAUAAUGAAGCUAAGGGGAUUGAUGAACAGAUGUCGAGUGCAAGUCCUGAGUCUUCUAAUUAG